AUGAAGCAACAACGAUCGAAAAUUAGUCAAAAACCCAAAAAACAAACCAAUAAAAAUAUGCUUUAUAUUGAGUUAGAUACAAAAUGCAGUUGUCCAUCAUCAACAUCAAAUGAUAAUGCAUUCAUUCAAUUUACUCGUCGUUAUCUUAAAUGUCAAAGCUCAAUGCCUAUUCGUAUUAUACGUUUAUUUAUUGAAAGAAGUUUAUUUCAUUCACCAAUGACAACAAUAUCUAUAUUCGAUUCAAACAAUCGAUUAUUAAAAGAUUCAGAUCGUCUUUGUUCAUUAAAACAUACAUGUUCAUCAUCAUCUCAUUAUAUUCCUCUUCGUUUUCAAUUGAAAAAUAUUAUAACAUCUAUUUCUAAUUGUUCUUGUUUAUCAUCAUCAAUUGAACAUGAUUCAUUAUCAUCAAUUGAACAUAAUUCAUCAUCUUCAUCUUUACCAACAAUAAUUCAACAAGAAAACAUUGAACAAAUACUCUCAACAUGUUCAAUUACUCAACAAACAUCGUCAUUGCCAUCUUGUUUAUCAUCAUCAUCAUCAUCAUCCUCAAAUCUAUUUUAUAAUCCUAUUGAAAUUUCUAAUCUUCGAAAUUCGAAAUCGUUUUUCAUCGAUUCAAUUUUGGACAUAUCAAUGAUUAAUCAUAUAACAUCUGAAUUCGGUGAAAUAUGUUCACCAUUAAUAAAACGAAAACGAUAUCAUGCACCGAAAAACAUCAUUCCUGAUGUAUCAUUAGAUAUUCCUCUUGAUCUACGAAUAAAAAAACAUUCAUUAUCUUCAAUUGAUUCAUUAUCUUCACAAACAAAAUGCAUGUAA
This is a messenger RNA of Rotaria sordida, 813 nucleotides long. NCBI's taxonomy places the organism in Eukaryota, Metazoa, Rotifera, Eurotatoria, Philodinida, Philodinidae. The record is from the annotation of a GenBank genome assembly.